Molecule: messenger RNA, 461 nt
Organism: Nilaparvata lugens (brown planthopper)
Lineage: Eukaryota; Metazoa; Arthropoda; Insecta; Hemiptera; Delphacidae
Exons: 2
Coding region: 52-372 (106 amino acids)
Biological process (GO): sodium ion transport
Cellular component (GO): membrane
Molecular function (GO): sodium channel activity
Source: RefSeq, a predicted model, not a curated record
AGACUUUUGUGGACAAUAGUAGUGAUUCUACUGUGUGUGGGUUCAACGCUGAUGAUCUACAACAGUUGGAACCGAUUCAACACAAACCCGACCGUAAUUUCUAUCCAAAAGGACUACAGAACAUGGAAAACAGCUUUUCCAGCAGCAACCGUUUGUUUCGCCAAUAAACUAGAUGUGAAACUGGCCGAACGGUUGAUUAAAAAGAACUGGCCUGCAGCAACAGAAGAACAGCUGAGAUAUUCAAUGAGUUUCCUUUAUACGGUUGCCAAUGCUGAAUACAAGUCAUUUAACCAUUUUCUGCUAUUCAGAGACGAUAAAAGAUUGGAUAAACUGGAUCUUCUCAAAUUAGCUACGCAGGUGAGCUAUCAUUGAAAUGUAUACGUUUCAAUUAAAAUUUUUUAUGAAGAUUAUUGGAUAUUGAUGAGGGUGAAAAUAAAUAUUGUUUGAAUUGAAAUGCUGAG